UAGACGGCACGCCGGCGGCCACAGUUGUCCGGUGUCUGACCAGGAUGGAACGGUGAGUGAGGAACACACCAGACAGCAGCUCACAGUGAGCUCAACGUGCCAGCGCGCCCUGAACUCAUCACGUGCCCGCGCGCAUUAGCACGGUUUCAUUCCACCUCCAGAGACAACAAGUGUCACCGGAGACAUAUUUAACCGGGACAACAGGACAGAGAUCAAACCGUUAGAGACCUUCUCCCUUUCUCUCUCUCUCCUCCCUUGUUUUCUUUUUUACCGUUUUAUUUGCGUUUUAACCGGGACUAGUCUCAAGCCAAUGCGGUGGAGAGCUGGGUUGGUGUUGCUGCUGUGUUGGGGCACCACCGGGGAGCUACGUCAUCAACCCGGGGACUCCCCGGAACAUGAAGACCUGACGAGCAAACAGCAGGCCGACUCGGUGUCCGUGAGCAUGCGUCAGCAGCGGUCCCGGCCGCCGGUAGAACCCUUAGACUUUGGGUUCGUCCCCUCCGGUGUGUACGACACGCACGCCUACUACGAACCCGGCGCCGUCGGCGUUCUGUUCCACAUGGUGCACUCGUUCCUUUACGUGGUCCAACCGAACCCCUUCCCUAAAGAUCUCAUCGUUAAAGUCAUCCAACAGAACAUGGGAGGGAUAAAACUGGAGGACUAUCGCAAGCCAGAGAACGUUGUCUUAAUGCUGCAGACCAUCUACUACGAGGCGGGCUUCCUGGUGUGCGUGACUCUGGGCUGCGUGUUCCUGGUUUUGACCCCCGUCGUAGGUGUGUGUUUCUGUGCGUGUCGCUGCUGUGAGAACUGCGGAGGGGAGAUGCACCAGAGACAGGGGAAGAACCCCGACUGUCAGAGAGGAUUCUACACCGCCGCUCUCAUCACCACCUCCAUGUUCAUCAUGACCGGGGUGCUGAUGGCUCAUGCUGCCAACCACAACGUCACGUCUCAGAUCAAAUCAACUCGCCGUUUCAUCAGCACCAACAUGAGAGACCUGGAGACCUUCGCUAACAACACACCAGCGCAAAUUGCCCAUCUGACGGCCCAGUACACUACAUCUAAGAAUAAGGUCCUGUCUGACCUGGACAACAUCGGGCCUCUGUUGGGUGGGAGGAUCCAGACUCAGCUGGAGAAGGAAGUAGUUCCUUCUUUGGACACAGCUCUGCGCAUGGCUGGAG
Salmo salar (Atlantic salmon) is the source of this 1178-nucleotide messenger RNA. NCBI's taxonomy places the organism in Eukaryota, Metazoa, Chordata, Actinopteri, Salmoniformes, Salmonidae. The record is from RefSeq and is a predicted model, not a curated record.